This is a messenger RNA of Acaulospora colombiana, 687 nucleotides long. The record is from the annotation of a GenBank genome assembly. NCBI's taxonomy places the organism in Eukaryota, Fungi, Glomeromycota, Glomeromycetes, Diversisporales, Acaulosporaceae.
AUGACCAUAGAGGUUAUGAUUGUUGCGGUUAAGAGAAGUAUGGAUGCUUUGGGCGCAUUGUUCUUUUUCAUGGUGACGAGUGUGGUGCUAUUUUCAACUCUGUUAUAUUUUGCUGAACGCGGCACGUGGGAUCAACAGAGGAAUAUGUUUGUGGAUAGCAGGGGGCACCCGAGUAUCCCCUCGGCCUUCUGGUUUGUCAUGGUUACUAUUACGACGACCGGUUAUGGGGACAUGGUUCCGACGACAUUUGUCGGAAAAUUAAUAGCCUUCCCCGCCAUGAUGUGUGGAAUACUGCUUAUCGCAUUGCCGUCUAUUAUCGUUGGAAGAAACUUCACUUUGGUUUGGGAGGCGAUGCGACAGUACCGUCGAAUGAACUCGAACACAAGGGAACAGAUCAGUAAUGAUGAUACGAGCGGUGAAGAAGGUCCAGACUUCCGAAUAAGUUUCGAGAGCACUACUUCUUAUGCGCCUCAAGCUUCUCGCGGAUAUUCUUCUACGAAUGACGAUUUGGCUGCCAGUCAAGACGCAUUGCUGGAACAGAUGCUCAAACUGAUGAAAAUCUCUCAGCAGAACCAGGCUGCUCUGGAAAAAAUUCAAGAAGCACUGGAACAAAACGGCAUCAAACUCAGCACUACCCCCGACAAAAUAAUAAUACCCGAGAGGAGCGCCGCAUAUGAAACUUCCUGA